Molecule: messenger RNA, 924 nt
Organism: Rhineura floridana
Lineage: Eukaryota; Metazoa; Chordata; Lepidosauria; Squamata; Rhineuridae
Product: olfactory receptor 10G6-like
Exons: 1
Coding region: 1-924 (307 amino acids)
Biological process (GO): G protein-coupled receptor signaling pathway
Cellular component (GO): membrane
Molecular function (GO): G protein-coupled receptor activity; olfactory receptor activity
Source: RefSeq, a predicted model, not a curated record
AUGGAGUGCAAAAACCAAAGCACUUUGGCUGUCUUUGUUCUCCUGGGAAUUCUGCACCCUCAAGAGCUACAUGCUCCCUUGUUCCUCUUCUUCCUGUUGAUCUACAUGCUGACCAUUGUCUGGAACAUCCUGGUCCUCUUGACUGUGGCUUCCAAACCAGACCUGCACAAGCCGAUGUACUGGUUUCUCUGCCACUUAUCUAUCUUGGAUAUUGCAUUGUCCACCGUGAUAGUGCCCAAGAUGAUUGCUGGCUUUGUGGAGGGUGGCCAGGUCAUCUCCUUUGGUGGCUGCAUAACCCAGCUGUUCUUCUACCACUUCCUUGGCUGCUCUGAGUUCUUCCUCUACACUGUCAUGUCCUACGACCGCUUCCUGGCCAUCUGCAGACCUCUUCAUUACAACACCAUGAUGAAUCACAAAGCUUGUCUCUACCUCUCACUGGGUGCAUGGUUUGGCGGAUGUCUGCACUCUAUCAUUGAGACAGCACUCACCUUUGUCUUGCCUUAUGGCCUGAAGAGUGAAGUGAACUACAUCUUCUGUGAUAUACCUGCGAUGCUGAAACUGGCUUGUGUGGACACUGUGUUCAAUGAGAUGUUUACUUUGGUCGAUAUUGGUUUAGUGGCUAUAGCAUGCAUUUUCCUGAUUCUGAUGUCUUACAUGUACAUUGUCUCUGCCAUCCUGAAGAUCCGUUCUGUUGAAGGCCGGCAUCGGGCAUUCUCCACCUGUGCUGCCCACAUGAUUGUGGUGAUGAUAUGCUAUGUGCCUUUAGCUUUCAAUUAUCUGAGACCAGGGGCUCAAGAUCUCCUGAGCAAGGUGAUAGCCAUUUUCUACACCACACUAACCCCAUUCUUAAACCCACUCAUAUAUACAUUAAGAAACAAGGAGAUAAAAGAUGCAAUGCUUAGACUGACAGGCAGGAAACCAUAG